AUGUGUCGUGAUCCUUCAAGUGGAAUCUUGAGUGAUAUGGUAGUACGUGAAUGUCAUGUCGAAGCAGGUCCCCAUUUGACAUCGCAUGUUACAGCAUCGUCUGGGUGCUUCUCAACACCAUCAUUACCUCAAAUAAAAAUCGUAUUUCCAUACCAUCCGCAUUGUGCUGUUGCUGUUUCAUUCCCAGAGGAAGAGAUCCGUUUGUUACGCAACUGCACAUGCAAACUCAUAGCAAACGAAGAAUAUUAUCUUCGAGAACUCGCCAAAUACCGCCAAGAACCACAACAGCAAAAAGAGCUCACCAUAAGCAGAUCAGAGACGCCACGUAGCACAAGUCUCGAUCAAUCAGCCUCAUCAAGUACUUCUUACUACCCAUCGAACCACAAGAAUCCAAGCACCUAA
Messenger RNA from Lichtheimia ornata, 402 nucleotides. RefSeq lists its product as uncharacterized. The coding region runs from base 1 to 402 and encodes 133 amino acids. The transcript has 3 exons. The record is from RefSeq and is a predicted model, not a curated record. Lineage: Eukaryota; Fungi; Mucoromycota; Mucoromycetes; Mucorales; Lichtheimiaceae.